Messenger RNA from Penicillium soppii, 774 nucleotides. RefSeq lists its product as uncharacterized. Lineage: Eukaryota; Fungi; Ascomycota; Eurotiomycetes; Eurotiales; Aspergillaceae. Bases 1 to 774 code for a protein of 257 amino acids. The record is from RefSeq and is a predicted model, not a curated record. The transcript has a single exon.
AUGCACGCCUCAUACUUCUCUCUGGCACUUCUUGCCGUCGGCGCCAUUGCUGCGCCCGCCGCCCCCAAGCCCAAUGCCGACAGCUUCGGCGGCAUUACUGGCGGUUUCCCCUUCAACCCAUCCGGAUCCUCCAGUGUCGAGGAGACCGACGAUGAGGGAUUCGACAACCCCUUCCCUGCUGCCAUGCAGGCAAUGGAGCAGGCCGAGUCCGCAAAGAUGUCCGUCAAGCCCUCCUCUCACGUCGUCAUGGCCGAGCCCGACACGCCCAAGCCCACGAUGGACAAGCCAGAGAUCCCCAAGCCUUCCACUGCCCCAGAGCCCUCCAUGCCCAAGACCAACGACAUUCCGGCCGUACCAGCCGUCCCGGCUGUGCCUGCUGUGCAGGCUGAACCCACUCACCUAGCCGUGCACAAGCCCACUCCAACCCAGUCCAGCACGGCUGCCCAGCUCCCUGUGGAGUCCCACAUCGCCACUCCCACUCCCACCCACGCCUCCAUGAGCUUCCCUGCCCCUGCUGUCUCCCAGGGCCCUGUUGCUUCUCCCGCUCCCGUUGUCUCGGAGGCACCUGUCGCCAUGCCCUCUGCCAGUCAUGCUCUCAUUCACGCGCCUGCUAAGAGCAGCUCUUCUACUGCUUCUGCUUCUUCAAACGCCACUCCUUCUCCCAGUGCCAGUGCCGCUGCCCAAGCUGGUCCCGUCGGUAGUCUUGUCGAGGGACUUCCUCUCGUCGGUGGCCUCAUGGGCGGCCCCAUCGCUGGCCUUGGUCUCCGUCGUUAA